Messenger RNA from Crotalus tigris (Tiger rattlesnake), 1769 nucleotides. RefSeq names its product MAX dimerization protein MLX (gene MLX). Bases 115 to 831 code for a protein of 238 amino acids. The record is from RefSeq and is a predicted model, not a curated record. Gene Ontology annotation, biological process: regulation of transcription by RNA polymerase II. The transcript has 8 exons. Gene Ontology annotation, cellular component: nucleus. Gene Ontology annotation, molecular function: RNA polymerase II cis-regulatory region sequence-specific DNA binding; DNA-binding transcription factor activity, RNA polymerase II-specific; protein dimerization activity. Lineage: Eukaryota; Metazoa; Chordata; Lepidosauria; Squamata; Viperidae.
AGACCAUAGAGAGUUAAUUAGAGACCAAAGAAACUACUUCUCCCAGCAUUCCUUCCAAUCCAAGUUCCUUCUUCCCGGAAGUAUGCUCCCCGAGCUUGAUUGGCCGUUCUGGAGAUGAUACGUGAGCAUGUGCCAAAGGUUGAUAUUUCUUAUAAUGACAACGGGUUGGAUUCUGCACUAUUUGUGGAAAACAGAAAAAAAGUGAUGAUUGUAUCAAGAGCUAAUAGUAUUGGUUCUACCAGUGCCUCUUCAGUACCAAAUACAGAUGAUGAAGACUCUGAUUACCAACAAGAUACCUACAAAGAAUCAUACAAGGAUCGCCGUCGCCGUGCUCAUACACAAGCUGAGCAAAAGCGGAGGGAUGCUAUCAAGAAAGGUUAUGAUGAUUUGCAAGCAAUUGUACCCACAUGCCAGCAGCAAGAUUUCUCAAUAGGUUCCCAGAAGCUAAGCAAGGCGAUUGUGCUGCAGAAGACCAUUGAUUAUAUUCAGUUCUUGCACAAAGAAAAAAAGAAGCAAGAGGAAGAGGUAUCCACUCUCCGGAAAGAUGUGCUGGCCUUAAAAAUCAUGAAAGUAAACUAUGAAGACAUUGUUAAAGCUCAUCAGGACAAUCCCAGUGAAGGAAAGAAUCAGAUCUCUGACCAAGUGAAGUUCAAUGUUUUCCAGGGUAUCAUGGACUCCUUGUUCCAGUCCUUUAAUGCCUCAAUUUCUGUGACAAGCUUUCAGGAGCUCUCAGCUUGUGUUUUCAGCUGGAUAGAAGAGCACUGUAAGCCUCAGACCCUGCGAGACAUUGUCAUUGGUGUAUUGCAACGACUGAAGAGCCAACUCUACUAAUCAAAAAGAAAGCUUUGAAGGGGCCUAAUAUAAGUAGAAGAUAUGGCCAAAAAGCUUUAUUCCUUCCAGUAAUUCCAUUUCAAGCUUUUUUAGGGCUACAGAUUGGAUUUACCUCUGGAAUUCCCUGAAUUUAUACUGCAAGCUCUUUAGAUGAGCAGAAAAAUAAUCAGUUCUCAAUUCCUGGAGAUUGCUUGUUGCCAUCUCUUUUUCAAGCCUUAGCUCCACACGUUCCUAUGCAUUAAUGUAACUGAUCUAAUAGAAAGAUAUUUACAAUAUACAGGGUUUCACAAUGAGCCAAAUUCUUUUCUUAAAUUUGCAGAAACACCGGACUUUCUCUUCACCUCAGUUUGGUAAAUACUUUUUCUAAAUGCCUAGAUGUUAUAUCCCAGGUUUGGUUCAAGGAGCAGAAGUUAGGUUUAAUUAUUAUAAAACAACUGUUUUAUAUAUUACGGUGGCUUCAUGUAGCAUUUAUCUUGGGUUAAGGGCAGAGAACCAGGGAAGUUAAGCAAUAAAUUGACUUCUUUUGUAUAAUACAUAGGCCCUAGCCUAGUAAGUCAUCAAGCAACAACCUCCUGUUGUGUAGCCAAUCUCCAGCUUUUUAAAAUUAACAUAUGCAAUCAUUAUUUGCCUUCAAUUCUAUGGAUUAAAAAUCUGAAUAGGCUUAUCAAUUAUGUUGUAGUAGCAAUAAAAGGGAAAAUAUCUUUUAGUCUCUUGCAGCCUUGGUUUCUAAUAAUACAAUGAAGUAAAUUAAGCCAACUCCCUUCUGCAGCUCCUUUUUUGUUUAUUUUUUGCUGUAAAGGUGGGUCCACUGUCUUUUAUAGGCAUUGAUUUCUGGAUCUACUGCUGGUUGGUGGAAAAGGACAUUAACUAAGACAAGACCUUGCUAUUUUUUUAUUAUGACAUGCAGUUCUAAUAAAUUUGCUAUGUGGCUGAAUGAC